UUUACAUCCGAAACAGCUGUGCCGCACACAAAUCAGCUGGACACCUACCAUGUUACGUUUUUCCCCAAUUGGCUAUAAACUAAAUUCAAAAUUAAAUUAAAUUAAAAAUGAAAGCACAGUGGAUCAGCCGCCACAGCAAAGCGUUACAAACAAUCAGUCUACUACGUAAUCCAAGAUUAAUACAACAGAAUACAUUAUGUCGAAAACUGAGUACAGAAGCAGCCAACGCCAUCAAAACUCUAAAUACACGGAAGACAUUUCUAGCAAAGGUAUCGGCAGGUCCAGGUCUACAGGAAUUUUUCAAUGUCAAGCGAGUACCCACACAUACCAACGAUGAGAGAGACGAGGAAUUUCAAGUACCAUAUUUAAUGCCAGAAGACUAUAGCGGUCAGGGGCGUAAAGUGUUUUUUGAAGUUUACGGUUGUCAAAUGAACACCAAUGACACCGAAGUCGUAUGGGCCGUUCUGCAGCAAAACGGAUACCAGCGUUGUCAGGAGGCGCAACAGGCUGAUGUCAUUAUAGUGGUUACCUGCGCCAUUCGUGAUGGUGCAGAACAAAAAAUCUGGAACCGACUAAAACACUUGCAUGCAAUGAAGGAACGACGUUCACCACGUCUUGGACCCUUGCAGAUUACUGUUUUAGGAUGCAUGGCUGAACGUCUUAAGGAGCGUUUACUUGAACGUGAGAGAUGUGUUGAUGUAAUUGCGGGACCGGAUAGUUACAAAGAUCUUCCACGGUUACUCGCGGUAUCGCGACAUUAUCAACAAUCUGCUAUUAACGUGCUACUCUCUCUGGACGAGACAUAUGCCGAUGUAAUGCCAGUGCGUUUAAAUGCCGAAUCACCUACAGCCUUCGUUUCGAUAAUGCGCGGCUGUGACAAUAUGUGUUCUUACUGUAUUGUUCCGUUUACACGUGGCCGCGAACGUUCACGACCAAUAGAUUCAAUAGUACAAGAAGUACAAGCACUGCGUGAUAGUGGCGUUAAGGAAGUCACUUUGCUGGGCCAAAAUGUCAAUAGCUACCGUGAUAUUAUCACAAAUGCUGAUAAUAAACAAGAAAUUGCUAAUAGCAAAAUGGCGCCAGGUUUCAGCACAGUAUAUAAGCCAAAGAUUGGAGGAAUGCGCUUUGAUGAGUUACUCCGCCAAGUGGCUGAAACAGCGCCGGAAAUGCGCAUACGUUUCACAUCCCCACACCCCAAAGACUUCUCCGAAGACGUGUUACGGGUCAUACGUGACUAUCCGAAUGUUUGCAAAAAUUUACAUCUACCUGCACAGUCGGGCAACGACGCCGUAUUGGACCGUAUGCGACGCGGAUACACAAGAGAUGCGUAUCUAAAGCUAGUGGAUACCAUUCGUACAAUUCUGCCAAAUGUUGGACUAUCCAGCGACUUUAUAUGCGGGUUUUGUGGAGAGACUGAGGACGAAUUCAAAGAUACAUUAACACUUAUGAAACUGGUCCGUUAUAAUGUAGCUUUUCUAUUCGCCUACAGUAUGCGUGAACGAACGACUGCACAUCGACGCUACAAAGAUGACGUCCCAGCUACCGUUAAAACAGAACGAUUGCAACAAAUGGUUCAGGUGUUCCGACAAGAAGCCACCGAAUUACACAAGUUUUUCGUAGGUCGUGAAGAGCUGAUACUUAUCGAGGGGAAAAGCAAAAGAUCAGACCAAUGCUGGUUCGGACGCAAUGACGCUAACAUUAAAGUCAUUGUACCUAACGUGAUGCUUACCGACGACAAAGAGAUCAAUAGAGAAAUAUCGAUGGGAGAUUUUGUUGUGGCUAAGAUUACAGAUUCUAAUUCUCAGGUGCUUAAGGGCACACCACUCUCUAUUAGCUCAAUUGCGCAGUUUUAUUCAAAGAGCUAUUAAUAUCAAUAAAGUUGCAAACUGUUAAAUA
This is a messenger RNA of Zeugodacus cucurbitae (melon fly), 1896 nucleotides long. Its product is annotated as CDK5RAP1-like protein. Gene Ontology annotation, biological process: negative regulation of cyclin-dependent protein serine/threonine kinase activity; tRNA modification. Gene Ontology annotation, cellular component: cytosol; mitochondrion. Gene Ontology annotation, molecular function: tRNA-2-methylthio-N(6)-dimethylallyladenosine(37) synthase activity; 4 iron, 4 sulfur cluster binding. Bases 108 to 1868 code for a protein of 586 amino acids. Lineage: Eukaryota; Metazoa; Arthropoda; Insecta; Diptera; Tephritidae. The record is from RefSeq and is a predicted model, not a curated record. The transcript has a single exon.